AACAUGUAUAAAAGGAAGAGGUUCAGUCCUCCCCAGCGUGGUCUUUGCAGGCACAGGACAUCACUCCGUGGCAUCAUGUGGGCCAAGAAUAUUACGGGGAACUUUGCUAAUGUGAUCCACGGGUUGAAUCCGAGCCACCUAACCGACCGAGUUGUUCAGAGGAGCAAACGGAUGAUUUUGGAUACUUUGGGAGUCGGGCUGGUGGGCACCAGAACCGACGUCUUCCAGAAGCUCAUCCAGUACAGCAAGAUUUACAGCUCGGAUUCAUCCAGUUCUGUCUGGGGAUGCUCAACGCUCAAGCUGCCUCCGCUCUACGCAGCACUGGUGAACGGUGUGGCGAUACACUCCAUGGAUUUUGAUGAUACGUGGCAUCCAACCACCCAUCCGUCGGGGCCAGUAUUGUCAGCCCUCAUGGCCGUCGCCGAAGGUGUGGCCGAAAAACAAAGGAUUUCUGGCUGCGACUUGCUUUUGGCUUUCAACAUUGGGAUCGAGGUGCAAGGCAGACUGAUGAGCUUCUCCAAGGAGGCCAGCAAUCUUCCUAAAAGGUUCCACCCACCCUCCAUUCUCGGUACCAUGGGAAGUGCUGCAGCCACCGCAAAACUCCUGGGCCUCAACCAACUCAAGUGUAAGGAAGCCCUGGCUGUAGCCGCUUCUUAUGCCGGUGCCCCGCUGGCCAACGCAGCCACACAGACCAAACCACUUCACAUGGGCAACGCCAGCCGGCACGGCGCGGAAGCGGCUCUCUUGGCUUCUCUGGGCCUGCAAGCCAGCAAGCUGAUUCUGGACCUCGAGUCAGGAUUUGGGGCCUUUUACAUGGAUUACCUGCCCCAGACACUGCCCAGCCUGCAGUCCUACUCUUGGUUGCUGGACCAACAAGACGUGGCCUUCAAGAGCUUCCCGGCGCAUCUGGGGACACACUGGAUGGCCGAAGCUGCCCUGGCAGUAAGGAAGCACCUUGCCCCGAGUGGGGAGUCUCUGCCCACUAGCUGCAUCAAGGCCAUCGUGCUUGAUGUCCCCAACAUUAGAUAUGUUAAUCGGCCGUUUCCUUCUUCCGAACAUGAAGCCAGGCACUCCUUCCAGUUUGCCGCGUGCUCAGCGUUGCUGGAUGGCUUCAUCUCAGCCGAAUCCUUCACACCGCAGAGACUGUCCAGGCCAGAGUUGAAUGACCUCCUCCAAAAAACCAGCCUGGAGCAUUUUCCGGACAAUCUCCCCAGCUUCAACAGCCUUUACUGCGGGGUCAAAAUCAUCCUCCAGGAUGGAGACACCUGGGCAGAGCGUUGCGAAACCUUCUACGGGCACUGGAGGAAGCCCUUGAGCCGCGGGGAUUUGGUGAAGAAGUUCCACAACAAUGCCAUUUCUGCAGUCUCCCCAGAAGUGGCCGAAAGCAUUGUAGAAGCAGUUGAUAAGCUUGAAUCCCUGGAUGAUUGCGGGGAGCUAUUCUCACUUCUUCGAGGAGCUGAGCUGACAAAAGAUUUGCGGCAACGUAAGAGGGAAACUUUGUGAGACCUACCUGGUCCCAGAAGGACCUUCCAGGCCUGGCCUACAUGGUCAGUUACGACCUAGCACCGUGAUGGCGAACCUAUGGCACGCGUGCCACAGUUGGCACACGGAGCCAUAUCUGUGGGCACGCGAGCGUUGCCCUAUCUCAGCAUGUGCAUGCCAGCCAGCUGAUUUUUGGGCCUUCCGGGCCCACCGGAAGUCGGGAAAUGGGCUGUUUCUGGCCUCCAGAGAGCCUCCAGGGGAGUUGAGGAAGGCUGUUUUUGCCCUCCCCAGGCUCCUAGAAAGACUCUGGAGCCUGGGGAGAGUGAAAAACGGGCCUAUCGGGCCCACCAUGCCAUCGUGUGCCAAAAGCGGGGGGAGCGCGGGGGGUCGCACACGCCUGCAUAGAAUUAUGGGUGUGGGCACACAGACACGUGACCCCCCCACACUCUCCCUACUUUUGGCACACGUUGACAAAAAGGUUAGCCAUCACUGACCUAGCAUUAUCUGAGCUUCGUUGAUUCCUGUCUAACCUUAGUAUAGUUAGUCCUCCAUUUACAACAGUUCGUUUAGUGAACAUUCAAAAUUACAACAGCACUGGAAAAAGUGACUUACGGCCAUUUUUCACACUUAACGACCAUUGCAGCAUCCCUGUGGUCACGUGAUCAAAAUUUGGACAUCAUGUGAUCCCCUUUUGCGACCUUCUGACAAGCAGAAUCGGUGGGGAAGCCUGAUUCACUUAACAACAGUGCUACUGACCGAACACCUGCGGUGAUUCGCUUAACAACUGUGGAAAAACAGGUCAUAACAUGGGGCAAAACUCACUUAACUGUCUUGCCUAGCACCAAAAAUGUUAGCUCAAUCGUAAGUCAAGGACUACCUGUACUAAGAUAGACGGUUUGGAUAGACAUGGUAACAGGUCAACCAAUGGGGACUGAUUGGAAACUGAAACAUAGUAUUUGUUUGUAUGGGGCCAUAAGAGACAGUUUGGAGGCUGGGCGUGGCUUAGCCUUGCUGAAUUGUAUAUAAGAGUUGGUUUGGCCUCUAUAAUGGGAGCUUCUGUACAAUAUAUUUGCCUUUGUAUCUCUCUACUCUGUAUUGACUUGCUUCUAUGAAUAUUGCUUCUCUGUUCCUGAUAUUGUAUGCUGAAUUCUCCUGUAUGGUAUUGUAUAUAAAGACAUUUUCUUAU
Messenger RNA from Pantherophis guttatus, 2668 nucleotides. RefSeq names its product aconitate decarboxylase 1 (gene ACOD1). The record is from RefSeq and is a predicted model, not a curated record. Gene Ontology annotation, biological process: defense response. Gene Ontology annotation, molecular function: aconitate decarboxylase activity. Lineage: Eukaryota; Metazoa; Chordata; Lepidosauria; Squamata; Colubridae. Gene Ontology annotation, cellular component: mitochondrion.